AUGUCGUUAUUGACCCCAAAUAUCAACACUACCAGUACUGCACCUUUCCAUUCUCUCCUUCUCCACCCUUUGUGCCUUGUCGUCUCCCUCCUUCGCUCGUUCGAGACUAUCUCGUUGUUUUUGUUUGAAGUGGGAUGCUUUCAUAUUACUGGGACUUCCCAAUCCUAGUACUUGUUGAGGGUCUGGUGUCUUUCAAUUCUUUUGCCGGCUCACGGACACUAAAAAGUGCCUCCAACAUGGGCUCAUAGCCUGGAGCCAAGUUCAACACCCUUAGCACAAGUACCCCAAGUUUGUGCCAGGCGAUCUGCAUGGUAACCAACCCAAGCGUCCCACGACCGUAUCUUCUCUCUACUUGCCCCAGCUGCUGUACUGGGUACUUUCCUCCGGGGAGGUCAUUUUCCCCAUGUAGGGUUCAAGGGUGGCUUGCAUAACAGAAGGUCUCACUCACACAUCGGGAUGUCCGUCUCUUCCUUGAUUUUUAUGACAUACAGACAUAAAAAUCUCCUCCUCGUAGACGCCAGAGAGCACUACCUUCCCUGAUGGCGGUCUAAGUCGACCCAGGGUUGAUAAAUGAGUUAUGGUCAUCAACGUUUGUACGGUACACCAUGGGUAGCUACCCCACUAACGCUCCCGAGUAGACCUUCGCUGCCGAAAGCUUGACCAACAAUCCCCCCACACUUUGUACCGGCGUCUAUCCUUCAAGCUUCAAGAUAUCUACGUACCGCUUGGUGCUCCUUCUCUUUUGGGUCAUUUGGUCGGUCAUUUGAGAAGAAGGUUCUUGAGUAUGUUAGGCCUGACAGUUUGUCUUGCAUUAUCCACCGCUCUCCUUGCGGACAAUUGAGGAUAGUGUCUGACCAGAUUCCCACCGCCCCAUGGGAUCCGGUAAUGUUUUACAGUUAUCUCACCACGAGUCCCCCACCUUCAUGUGCAUCGCACAGUUGACCAAAGGGAUUGCUGUGUCUAUAUUUAUGCUUCGUUUCCGUUUUCGUGUUGGUGUGUAAGGUGGCCAAUAACCUUCUACUCUUGCUUACUUUUGCGUUUUCAACUAUGAAAAGGAAAAAAAAAAUGGUAAGCGUCUGGAAAUGUAUUUCGUUGAAUCCAGUUACUUCAUAUCUGGCUUGUCAUGUUUGUGUUACUUUAUGGGAAAAUAAAAGGUCGGUUAGUUCAGCUCUUUCAUGUCUGGCUUGGCGGGUUUGUGUUACGGUAUGGGAAAAAUAAACAGUUGGUUAGUUCAGUUAUUUCAUGUCUGGCUCGUCAGGUUUGUGUUACGGUAUGGGAAAAAAAAAAGUCGGUUAGUUCAGUUUUACCAUGUCUAGCUUGUCAGGUUUAUGUUACGGUAUGGGAAAAUAAAAGGUCGGUUAGUUCAGCUCUUUCAUGUCUGGCUUGGCGGGUUUGUGUUACGGUAUGGGAAAAAUAAACAUCGGUUAGUUCAGUUUUACCAUGUUUAGCUUGUCAGGUUUAUUUUACGG
Ectocarpus sp. CCAP 1310/34 is the source of this 1469-nucleotide messenger RNA. NCBI's taxonomy places the organism in Eukaryota, Phaeophyceae, Ectocarpales, Ectocarpaceae. The record is from the annotation of a GenBank genome assembly.